Archocentrus centrarchus (flier cichlid) is the source of this 2245-nucleotide messenger RNA. RefSeq names its product cyclin-dependent kinase-like 5. Gene Ontology annotation, biological process: protein phosphorylation; positive regulation of axon extension; regulation of dendrite development. Gene Ontology annotation, cellular component: dendrite cytoplasm; nucleus. NCBI's taxonomy places the organism in Eukaryota, Metazoa, Chordata, Actinopteri, Cichliformes, Cichlidae. The record is from RefSeq and is a predicted model, not a curated record. Gene Ontology annotation, molecular function: ATP binding; protein kinase activity. The transcript is spliced from 13 exons. Bases 38 to 2245 code for a protein of 735 amino acids.
UUCACCUGCUGGAGGAGCCCUCACUCUCGGUGAUGUAAUGAAUAAGUUUGAAGUCCUUGGCAUUGUGGGCGAAGGAGCAUAUGGAGUGGUGCUUAAGUGCAGGCAUAAGGAAACCAAUGAGCUGGUGGCAAUUAAGAAGUUCAAAGACAGUGAAGAAAAUGAGGAGGUCAAGGAGACCACUCUUCGGGAGCUGAAGAUGCUUCGGACACUGAAGCAGGACAACAUCGUGGAACUGAAGGAGGCUUUUCGCAGGCGGGGGAAGCUCUACCUCGUCUUUGAAUAUGUUGAGAGGAAUAUGCUGGAGCUAUUAGAGGAAAUGCCCAAUGGUGCACCACCUGAUAAAGUCCGCAGCUACAUUUAUCAGCUCAUCAAAGCCAUCAACUGGUGUCACAAGAAUGAGAUUGUGCAUAGAGAUAUUAAGCCAGAGAACCUCCUUAUCAGCUCUGAGGAUGUUCUCAAACUUUGUGACUUUGGUUUUGCUCGUAACCUGUCUGAAGGAACAGAUGCCAACUACACUGAGUAUGUGGCCACAAGGUGGUACCGCUCACCUGAGCUGCUGCUGGGUGCUCCUUAUGGAAAGGCAGUGGACAUGUGGUCGGUGGGGUGUAUCCUCGGGGAGCUGAGUGAUGGCCCGCCCUUGUUUCCAGGGGAAAGCGAGAUUGAUCAGCUUUUCACCAUUCAGAAGGUUUUGGGGCCACUUCCUGCAGAACAGAUGAAACUCUUCUACAACAACCCUCGAUUUCAUGGAAUCAGGUUUCCAUCAGUUACUCAUCCUCAGACUUUGGAGAGACGUUACCAAGGCAUCUUGAGUGGUUUGAUGUUGGACUUGAUGAAGAAUCUGUUGCUGCUAAACCCUACUGAGCGUUACCUAACAGAGCAGAGUUUGAACCAUCCAGCCUUCCAGCCUCUGAGGCAGGCAGAGAGAGAGAGGCCUCCGCCUGCAUCUCCCAACCCGCCACGCUCCUCCAAGAGAAAAACACACCAUCAUGGCGAGAACACAGUUCCUACAAGGAGUCACAGUAAGAGUACAAGUCGUCGUUCCAAUAGCAAAGAAUGUUCCAGCCUCCCUCGCCACGGAGACCUCCAUCACCUCGGCAAUGAGAGUUUUCUCAAUGGCAACAAACCGGCGCCAUCCAGUUUAAGUCCAACACUGCACCCCAAGAGCCAGUACAUGUCCCAGACCCUUAAUCGUUCUGUCUCAUCCAGCAAAGACCUGGCUAACAACAACCUGCCACACCUCCUGAGUCCCAAAGAAUCUAAAAGCAAGACAGAGUUUGACUUCAAUUUGGGGCCCUCCCCAAAGCUGCCAGACCAGGGACAUGGAGCGAAAUAUGGUCACGGCAAAUCCAACUCCUCUCGCUCUCAGCAGCAACAGCAGCAACAGCAGCAGCAGCAGCAGCAGCAGGCCAGUCGCCACACUUUCCUGGAAAACAAAACUAACACACUACAGUCUGGAGCAGAAAAACAACACAGCCGACAUGCCCACAGUAUGGCUGACUCUGCCCACGGGUCUAUGUCCUCAUCCUCUAAGAGUUCAGCGUCUUAUCUCAGCCUGUCCAAGAGCCACAGUGGGCUAAGUGAUGCCAAAUCUGUGGGGAAUCUCAGCGAUGGUCGACUCCACCCAGAUGACCCAAACUCUAACACGACAGCUGGAGUGGGACCCAGUGCCCGCUUCUUCCCUGCCAGCUGUUUGGACCUCAACACCCCUUCAGGUCCCUCUGGGCCUCCUGGGAGCCCCUCUACCCGACACAGUGAUCGAUCUGGACACAGUCCCGCCUCUCGUAGCAGCGGCAACGCCCGCAUGGAGAGCAGCACACUGGACUCUUCAUCCAGACACAAAUCCAGACAUAAAUCUUUAGCUCCAGAGGAUGCUGGGGCUCCAGAGCUCAUGGACCCAGGAGGAGCAGGGAUGCCCUCCACUCACACUCUGCCUUCCCCUCAUGAGUCUUAUCAUUACGGACUCGGCUAUACCUCGCCUUUCUCCUCUCAGCAGCGGCCGCAGCGUCACUCCAUGUAUGUGAGAAGGGAACGCCACCGACCCCACGGGGCAGAGAGCGUAAUGGCAGGCUUGCCUCCACCGGGGCAAGCGAUACCAACACGAGCGAGUAGCCUGCAGCUCCUCUCUCCACAGCUGCAGCACAGGACCACCCUCGCUGGACACUCAGUGAGCUCUUCAAGAGAGGACUGCACGGACGACAUGACGAGGGUUAGUGGCAGAAAGCCUUACAAGUGUGGUGGGGACUGA